This is a messenger RNA of Numida meleagris (helmeted guineafowl), 2816 nucleotides long. RefSeq names its product reticulocalbin 1 (gene RCN1). The coding region runs from base 1 to 978 and encodes 325 amino acids. Lineage: Eukaryota; Metazoa; Chordata; Aves; Galliformes; Numididae. Gene Ontology annotation, molecular function: calcium ion binding. The transcript is spliced from 6 exons. The record is from RefSeq and is a predicted model, not a curated record. Gene Ontology annotation, cellular component: endoplasmic reticulum.
AUGGGCGGCGGGGCGGGGCGGUGCCCGGCGGCGCUGCUGCCGGCCCUGCUGCUGCUGCUGGCGCUGCCGGGCGGGCUGGGCAAGCCGACGGCGUGGCAGGAGCGGGCGCGGCCCGGCGCCGCGCAGCAGCACGAGGACGCGCCGGGCUUCCAGUACGACCACGAGGCCUUCCUGGGCAAGGAGGAGGCGCGGAGCUUCGACCAGCUCAGCCCGGAGGAGAGCCAGGAGCGGCUGGGGAAAAUUGUGGAUAGAAUAGAUGAAAACAAAGAUGGCUAUGUCACAACAGAGGAACUGAAAAACUGGAUUAAACGGGUACAGAAACGCUAUAUCUAUGAAAACGUUGCUAAAGUUUGGAAAGACUAUGAUACAAACAAGGACAAUAAAAUCACCUGGGAGGAGUACAAACAAGCCACCUAUGGUUAUUAUCUAGAAAAUCCCGAAGAAUUCCAAGAUGCAACAGAUCGGCACAGUUUUAAAAAAAUGCUGCCCAGAGAUGAAAGGCGAUUCAAAACUGCGGAUCUGGAUGGAGACCUAGCUGCCACUCGUGAAGAAUUCACCGCUUUCCUUCACCCAGAGGAAUUUGAGCAUAUGAAGAACAUCGUUGUCCUAGAAACAUUAGAAGACCUAGACAAAAAUGAGGAUGGCUUUGUGGAUCAGGAUGAGUACAUUGCUGAUAUGUUUGCAAAUGAAGAGGGUGGGCCCGAGCCUGACUGGGUGGCUACAGAGCGUGAGCAGUUUUCAGAUUUCCGUGACCUCAACAAGGAUGGAAAGAUGGACAAAGAGGAGAUUCAGCACUGGAUUCUCCCUCAAGACUAUGAUCACGCACUAGCUGAAGCCAGGCAUCUAGUCUAUGAAUCGGAUGUCAAUAAGGAUCAAAAACUAACAAAAGAGGAGGUUUUAGACAACUGGAAUAUGUUUGUUGGAAGUCAAGCUACUAAUUACGGGGAAGACCUCACAAGAAACCACGAUGAACUAUGAUAUAAGUAUACCAAGCAGUAUGCCACAGGCCUUUUCUCCAUUUUACUGAAUCCACCAUGUCUGUCCCCUUUUUGGGGAAGAUGGACAAGGGACACACUCAAAAACUGAUUGACUUGCAUAUAUUUUUUAAUACGGCAGUUUAUUACCUCAGCAACUAUGCAGAAAUAGGUUUUUUUUUUUUUUAAUUUUCUUCACAAGGUUAAAUACAGUAUCUAGUUAUACCAUUCUAUUACAGGGGGGAGAAAAUGGUAAUAUUUCUUAGUAGAUUAGACCCUGGCCUGGGAAAAACACUUAAAACACAACUCCAAGGAUCUUCAAUAAUGUAUUUUCUUCAAAUGACCAUUUUUACUGUAGUGAAAUGCAGCUAGGAUUAGGAAGAAACCUACUUUUUAAAUAGACUUGUUUAGCCAUCAUUUCUAGUAGUGUAGAAUCAUAGUAUGGCUUAGGGUGGAAGGGACCUUAAAGAUCAUCUAGCUCCAACCCCCUGCUGUGGGCUGACUGCCACCCACCAGAGCAGGCUGCCCAGGGCCCCAUCCAACCUGGUCUGGAAUGCCUCCAGGGAGCAGGCAUCCAGAACUUCUCUGUUCUUACAGUCUGACCCUUCCAUACAGAGGUUUGACAAGAUCCACAACAUUUUGUCCGCACAGUAUUUUUUUUUUUUUUUUAAUCUCCAAGUUGGGCUGAAGGAGAUAUCCAGCAGACACACGGGUCAUAGCUUUACAAGUGCAACGUGUACAAUUGGCCCUUCUCUCUGACCCCCGCUGCAGUGCUGAAGCAGCACUUGUGGCCCAACACCCAUACUGGCAUUCCCCAGCAAGAGUUGUCAGGUUCUUACUGACAGCUGCUCCUUCUGACAACAGAAUAACGUACAUUGUUUGUGGGCUGUUAGUUAUGCUGUUUCCUGCAAGGAAUUAUGCCACAUGGAGCGUAAUUUAUCUCAUGCUUUUCGCACUUUACCCAAGCCAUACUCUUGUUCACACAGUGUGAAUGGCAGCAGCUCUAUGAUGGAGAAGGAAUGAGACAUAUCACCCCUCUGGGCCUUCUGUUUUCUGUACCACAUACAGAGACAGAUUCAUGUGGCUAAAGUUCUAGUUUGUAUGUAUGUACGUAUAAAUAUGUGUUACUGAAGCAACUACAUGGAGACAGCUUUCCUUCCAAAGAAAGGAGUAAGCUUUCCACACAGGUGCUUUCUUUUUUACUGUAUAAUGUGAGCAGUAACAUGUAUAUUUUUUAUAUAUCUAACUCAGAUAUCUAAGUUUGGUUGGUUUUAAAUGUAUUAUUUUUAAAAUAAGCACAAUAAAACCAUAACUUUUUGAUACCAUGAAGGUGCAAUAACACUAAUGCAGACUAGCAUAGAGAGAUGAUGUGAAGCCUUGUAUGCCAAUAGUUUCUAAAGCACUAGCUCAUUGGCAGGUCCUGCAGCACUGCCUGCUCGUCUACAAAAAGCAGCUGGAAAUAUGGCACCAACUUCUUCUCCGCUUCAUUAAAAACAUUAGAAAUAAGUCCAGUGUAUAUUUUUACUGUCACUAGAAUCUGUUCUGAACACUAAGGUCACAUAAGAACAGCAGUUUAACUGAAAGUAUUUAAGAUAAUUCUUUAUUACGCACUCUGGCAGAGAUUACUUGCCUUUGCUAGCAUAAUUAUUAAGCUUUUAGUGUGCACCUACAGCACUGCCAGCAAGGUCUUCUUCAAGUUCCUACCUCUUCUACUAACGUAGAGUAGGACAGAUGUCAUAAGACAAACUGUUUUUGCUCUUCCAGUAUUUUCACAUCGAAGUAAUGCCUAAAUGCAAUGUUAUCUGAGAAGCAAUAAAAUUUUAUCUUGGCACACGUACAAAA